AUGCGCAAACCAGUCGCCUAUGAAUUGUGGUUGGAGACGAAGAUUCACGAGAGAAUUCUUGACUACACGGGAAGAGUGAGGAUUGUCUUGAGAGCUCUGGAACCAGCCAAUAUCAUAACAAUCAACUCAGAGGAACUCCUGAUAGAAAAUCACACACUGCUUGAUCACCUAGGCAACAAUGUGAAAAUAACUUAUAUGGAAAAAUAUGAAAAUCAGGGAAUUUUAGCUUUCGUUCUUGAAGAUUACCUCAGAAUUGGCCAGAAUUAUGUUCUUGACAUUCUGUUUUCUGGCGUCCUUCAUAACAGUCCUCGUGGAUUUUGUUACACUCGAAUUAUUGAUGAAAAAGGAGAAACAUCUUAUAUUGCCGUUUCCUUUCUACAUAUGACAAAUGCACGAUUAGCUUUUCCUUGUUAUGACGAGCCUCGAUUCCGGACACCUUUCAUCAUUCACAUCACCCAUCAUAACUCGAUGAAAGCAGCUUCAAAUAUGCCAAUUUCAUCAAGCAGUUCUGACGGAUAUGUCAUGACAUCAUUUCAAGAAACAGUGUUAAUGCCCGUAAAUUUAGUGGCUUUCGCUGUGUCUAAAUACAACACAGAAAAAGUGUUCAUUCAGGAAAAAAAUCUUGAAUUGGGAUUCCUUGUUCCGGUUCAUUUGGUAAAUGAAACAGAAUUCGCCACAGAUUUCAUUAAAUUCAUGUUAAACAAGUUCGAAGAGUACAUUGGUGUGGGAUACAAUCUGCCAAAGCUAGAUUCUUUGGUAGUCUCAGAUCUCAUGAAUACUGGAUUAGAAAAUUGGGGCCUCAUGGUUUAUGAUGCCCAGAAUUUCUUGUACAACGAAAGUCACACAAGCACAAGUCAAAAGAUGGAUAUCGCCAGAACAAUAUGUCAUUUACUGACCCAUAACUACUUCGGGAAUAUUGUGGGCAUUGCCUGGUGGAAUCAAGUUUGGAUGAUUGAGGGAUUCGCAUAUUACUUUGAAUACUACUUUGCCCACCAAUACCUCGCUGAAUCACCGUUGGAUGAAGAUUUCGUUACUGAUAUGAUGCAGAGAUACCUUGUCGAAAAUUCAUACAUCACAUCAAGCACACUCAGCAAGUAUGUUGAGACUCGAAGAGAGAUAGGAGAGACCAUCGAAUUUGCAAUGCUGACUAAAGCUGCUGCUGUUUUGCGAAUGACUGAUCACAUGGUUGGAAGAACAACAUUCCAAAAGGGACUUCAGAAGUACAUAAAGGACAUGGCAUUUCAAACUGCUCUUCCAGAAGAUUUCUACAGAUCAAUACAGAAAGCAGUUACAGAGGAUAAAACGGUUCCAGAUGACAUGAAAAUUGAAGAUAUUCUACGUUCCUGGGUAGAUCAGCCAGGAUAUCCCCUCCUCACUGUCAUGAGAAACUAUCAAUCCAACGAGAUUGUUGUUAACCAACAAAGAUUCCUCUCGGCUCGAGAUGAAGUCGAUGUCGACAGGCUCUCCUGGUAUAUUCCACUCUCAAUGAGCACUGCUGCCAAUCCCGACAUGGAAAAUACGAGGCCAUGGACUUGGCUCAGGGGAGGAAAUCGAGAACUUGUGCUCAGGACAACAGAGAACAAGACGUGGUCAUCUGACGAUUGGGUUCUGUUUAAUAUCCAACAAACCGGAUACUACAGAGUCAAUUACGACACGGCGAACUGGAAGUUACUCGCGUCUGAAUUACAUCGCGGAGCUCCUUUCGCCAUUGGAUUGCUGAAUAGGGCUCAGCUCAUUGACGAUUGCUUCAAUCUCGCGUAUUCCGACAUUGUGUCAUUCACCUUGGCUCUGGACAUCAUCAAAUACGUUAGAUACGAGCAAGAGUAUUCAGUUUGGAUCACAGCCAACCGACAUCUUACAAUCAUGAAUCGCAGAUUGGAGGGACCUUCUUAUGCAUUGUAUUUUGGAAGAUUCCUGCAUCAUUUGACAGAGGAGCAUUUUGAGAAACUUGAUGUUUUCGAAAAUGUCAAUGGAAGGGAUUCCUUUAAAAACACUCUGCUUCGACCAAUCAUUGUCGAUCUGGCUUGUCUUGCACGAUCUGCAAAAUGCUUAACAGCAACAAGAACAAUGGUCACAGCCGAAGCUCUCACUGGUCAUGUGCUUGCACCUAUGGAAAGAUCGUCAGUCUACUACUGCCAUGGACUGAAAAAUGCCGAUGAAGUGACAUUUCGGUAUUUCUGGAGAAAACUGAAAACUUUGGCCAUUGAGCAGGAAAGGACUCAUAUUGCUAACUCUCUUGGCUGCUAUCAUAAUUUCAAAUCUCUCUAUUCUCUUCUGCUCGAAACUGCCGAUCCACAUCAAGAACACGCUUUCUAUACAAAUCUUGAGAGAUUUCAAAUUCUAAUUGUGACCAUUAGAAAUGGACAUGUGAAUGCAGUAUUGAAAUUUAUCCGAGAGAAUCACAGGAACAUCUCUAAAACUUACACUUUCAACAUUCGAAUGGAACAGGCUUUGAAAGAAAUUGCAGACUAUUUACAUGAAAACGACCAACAAGAAUUUGUCGACGUUCUGACUAUUUUACAUAAUGCGGAUCACAUCAACAUUAAUUUGGUUGAGAGGCUCAAAAUGGACAUGGAAUAUCAUCACACAUGGGUGAAAGAGAAUAAAAUGAAAAUUGAGAAUUGGAUCGCGGAAUAUUUCCAGCCGACUUCUGAGAAUUCAGCUGUGUGCCAUUUUAUCUACGUUUCGUUGAAUCUGAUUGCUGUCGAACCAGUCGCCUAUGAAUUGUGGUUGGAGACGAAGAUUCACGAAAGAAUUCUUGACUACACGGGAAGAGUGAGGAUUGUCUUAAGAGCUCUGGAACCAGCCAAUGUCAUAACAAUUAACUCAGAGGAACUCCUGAUAGAAAAUCAUACGCUGCUUGAUCACCUAGGCAACAAUGUGAAAAUAUCUUAUAUGGAAGAAUUCAAAGCUGUUGGUAUUGUAGCAUUCGUUCUUGAUGAAUUCCUUAGAGUUGGCCAGAAUUACAUACUGGAUAUUCAUUUCCUGGGAAUCCUUCAUAGUGUCGCGAAAGGAUUCUGUUACAGCCGCUAUGUGGAUGACCAGGGAGACAUUUCUUAUUACGCCACUUCGUUUUUAUAUGUGACAAAUGCACGAUUAGCUUUUCCUUGUUACGACGAGCCUCGAUUCCGGACACCUUUCAUCAUUCACAUCACCCAUCAUAACUCUUUGGGGGCAGCUUCAAAUAUGCCAGUAGCUACUAUAACAAACAAUUCUGAUGACACUGUAACUACAUCCUUUCAAGAAUCAGUGACGAUGUCUGUGAAUUUGGUGGCUUUCACAGUGUCGAAUUUUAAAGCCAGGAAAAUAUACAUUGAGAAUAAGAAUUUGAAUAUAAGCAUCCUCGUACCGAAACAUCUUAUCAAUGAAACUGAUUUUGCCAUGGAUUGCAUUACAUUCAUACUGAACAAAUUUGAAGAAUUUCAUGGCGUGGGAUACAAUCUACCGAAGCUUGAAUCAGUCGUUGUCAAUGACUUGCUACAAUCCGGAUUAGAAAGCUGGGGCCUUAUGGUAUUCGACACUAAAUAUCUUCUGUACAAUGAAAGCCUAACCACACCGAGUCAGAAGAUGGACAUUGCCAAGACAAUAUGCCAUGUGUUGACCCAUAACUACUUUGGAAAUGCUAUUGGGUUGUCUUGGUGGAAUAAUAUUUGGAUGAUUGAGGGCUUUGCAUACUACUACGAAUAUUAUUUUUCCAAUCUCUACCUUGAGGACUUUCCAAUGACUGAAUUCUUCAUAACAGAAGUUACGCAGAGAUAUUUUGUUGAUAAUUCCUUUCUUCUAUCAACCUCGCUUAGCAAAUAUGUGGAAGCUCGUAGAGAUAUUGAGAGUACAUUCAACUUUGCAAUGCUUAACAAAGCUUCCGCUGUAAUCCGAAUGUGCGAUCAUUUUCUGGGAAGAGAAACCUUCAGAAAAGGACUUCAGAAAUAUAUAAAGGAUAUGUCAUUUAAAAUUGCGGAGCCAGAAGACCUAUAUAGAAAUAUUCAGGAAGCAGCAGAUGAAGAUACCGCUCUUCCUGGGGAUAUCAAAGUAGAGAAUGUCUUCCGAUCCUGGGUAGAUCAGCCAGGAUUUCCCCUCCUCACCGUCAUGAGAAACUAUCAAUCCAACGAGAUUGUUGUUAACCAACAAAGAUUCCUCUCGGCUCGAGAUGAAGUCGAUGUCGACAGGCUCUCCUGGUAUAUUCCACUCUCAAUGAGCACUGCUGCCAAUCCCGACAUGGAAAAUACGAGGCCAUGGACUUGGCUCAGGGGCGGAAAUCGAGAACUUGUACUCAGGACGACAGAGAACAAGACGUGGUCAUCUGACGAUUGGGUUCUGUUCAAUAUCCAACAAACUGGAUACUACAGAGUCAAUUACGACACGGUGAACUGGAAGUUACUCGCGUCUGAAUUACAUCGCGGAGCUCCUUUCGCCAUUGGAUUGCUGAAUAGGGCUCAGCUCAUUGACGAUUGCUUCAAUCUCGCGUAUUCCGACAUUGUGUCAUUCACCUUGGCUCUGGACAUCAUCAAAUACGUUAGAUACGAGCAAGAGUACUCAGUUUGGAUCACAGCCAACCGACAUCUUACAAUCAUGAAUCGCAGAUUGGAGGGACCUUCUUAUGCAUUGUAUUUUGGAAGAUUCCUGCAUCAUUUGACAGAGGAGCAUUUUGAGAAACUUGAUGUCUUUGAGAACGUAGACGGAAAAGAUACAGUAAGGACAACCUUUCUGCGACCAAUAAUUGUCGAUUUGGCCUGUCGUUCUGGGUCUAGAAGAUGUUUGAUUGCUACAAGAAUUAUGGUUACAGCCGAAGCGUUGACUGGUCACGUUCUGGCACCUCACGAGAAACCUUCAGUCUACUAUUGUCAUGGUCUUAAGAAUGCUGACGAGAGAACUUUUAUGUUCUUCUGGAGGAAAUUGAAAACUUUAACCAACGAACAGGAAAGGACUCAUAUUGCUAGUUCUCUUGGCUGCUAUCAUGAUUCAGACCAGUUGUAUUCUCUUCUCCUGGAAACUGCUGAUAUAAAUUCGGACGUUGAUUACUAUACAAAUCUCGAUAGAUUUCAACUAUUUCUUAGUGCUGUAAGAAAUGGACACGUUACAACUAUACUUAAAUUCUUGCGUGAGAAUUAUGAAGCAAUUUUCCAACUUUACACCUUCAGUAUGCGUAUGGAGCACGCAAUAAAGGAAAUUGUGGGAUAUUUGUCAGAAGAGACCCAAGAAGAGUUUGUAAAUGUGCUGAACAUUUUACUAGAAGCCGGAUAUAUUGAUUCCAAUUUGGUCGAGAGAUGCAUUAUUGACAUGCAUUAUCAUCGCACUUGGGUGGAAGAGAACAAAAACACAAUUGAACAGUGGAUUGGGGAAUACUUCCAGCCGGUGCUUGAAAAUACCGCCACAAACAAUUUAUUCUACCCCACAGUGUUGUUCAUCUCAAUUGGGCAAACACUGUCACGAAUCUUCUAA
Messenger RNA from Phlebotomus argentipes, 5439 nucleotides. RefSeq lists its product as uncharacterized. The record is from RefSeq and is a predicted model, not a curated record. Bases 1 to 5439 code for a protein of 1812 amino acids. Gene Ontology annotation, cellular component: cytoplasm. Gene Ontology annotation, biological process: peptide catabolic process; proteolysis. Lineage: Eukaryota; Metazoa; Arthropoda; Insecta; Diptera; Psychodidae. Gene Ontology annotation, molecular function: peptide binding; metalloaminopeptidase activity; zinc ion binding. The transcript is spliced from 9 exons.